AUGACAAACUCGCUGGAGUCCUCGCGACCCAUGCUGGCCAGCUCGGCCGGCAACCGUGCCUCUACCCGCAUGUCUACCUACAGCGCUACUCCCACCCUCACACCCUCAAUUGCACCGUCGCAUCUGUCAGAUGCCUCCACAGCCGGCGACCCCAAGUCACAAGACAUCAAGACCUGGAACGCUGGGUUCGAGCGCCUUGAGGACAAGCGCCUCGUCCAGCAGCGCUACAUUCCCAGCGACAACAAGACGGCCGACAUGAGCAAGCUGGCACUGGGCGCAAAGGUGCAGCGCGCGCUUGACCGCCGCAUGUCCAGCCAGGACGCCGUUUUCACCAACAAGGGCCUCAGCGAGAAGAAGAUCCCAGCGUAA
Molecule: messenger RNA, 369 nt
Organism: Didymella exigua CBS 183.55
Lineage: Eukaryota; Fungi; Ascomycota; Dothideomycetes; Pleosporales; Didymellaceae
Exons: 2
Coding region: 1-369 (122 amino acids)
Source: RefSeq, a predicted model, not a curated record